Carica papaya (papaya) is the source of this 1866-nucleotide messenger RNA. RefSeq lists its product as uncharacterized. Gene Ontology annotation, biological process: protein ubiquitination. The record is from RefSeq and is a predicted model, not a curated record. Gene Ontology annotation, molecular function: transferase activity. NCBI's taxonomy places the organism in Eukaryota, Viridiplantae, Streptophyta, Magnoliopsida, Brassicales, Caricaceae.
UCAGUUAAGCCCAAGCCCGAGAAAGUUAUUGAAUGCCCAAUAAUGUUCUCCUCUCUCUAAGUAAAAAUAAAAGAAUUCAGGUGUAUUAAUAAGCUUCCAAAGCUGCAAGAAGAGCAAUCAUUUUAGGUAUACAGCGUAGCUUUCUUUGUCUCGAGCCGCUGACGGAACGGUGACGUUUCCGCGUUUGACUUCUGUAGAAAAGGAGAAAAGGAAGCUGCCGAGUAAAUGCACACAGGUCUUCGUCUUCUACAGAAAGCGAGAUGUCUCUGAUCCACCGUCUUCAUUAUGACAUUUUGUAGGAAAAAAAAAAAUUCAGAUACCCACAGUCGAAGACCUCAUCAGAGUAUCUUCGUCUUCAAUCUUUCAAGCCACUUUCUCUAUGCUGUAAAGUAAUAUUAAUCAAACCCUUCAUUACAUCUGUUCAUGGCUUGAUGAUCACUUGAUCUUCCUCCCCUGUUUCUACUUUUUCUCUUCUUCAAUGCCGAUUUUCCAUAGAAAACUACUGUUACCAUUUCUCGGACAAACAGAUUUUCGCUUUCUCAUCGUCUGUUGCGACGAGGAAUCGAAGCGAUAUGGAGUUUGCGAGAAGGAGAAAACGUGUUCCAAGACAAACUUUUCUCUGUUACCGCCACCGCCUCCGGCGGUUCCUCCUCCACCGGAGUUUGAUUCCGGCAUAGAGAUCUUUAGCAAACAUCAUUUUAUCUCAACUACCCUGAUCGUCGUGGCUUCUUUAAUCGCUUGUUUUUUCCUCUUUGCCAUCGUGUGUGCGGUUUUUAGGUCUUACUAUCGGAGAAGAAACAGAUCGCGCCGGCGACAGCCGAUAAUUUUUGGCACACAGGAUUUUCUGGACGAAGAUCACGGCCCGAGGGUCGACCAUCCGAUUUGGUACAUCAACACGGUUGGGUUACAACAGUCGGUGAUUGACUCGAUUGCCGUCUUCAAGUUUAAGAAAUCUGAUGUGUUGAUUGAAGGAACUGACUGCUCUGUUUGCUUGAGUGAGUUUGAAGAAGAUGAAAGUCUCAGGCUCUUGCCCAAAUGCGAUCACGCGUUUCACAUUCCCUGUAUUGAUACUUGGUUAAGAUCACACAAGAACUGUCCACUGUGUCGAGCUCCAAUAGUCUCUGACGCCAUUGUUGCUCAAGGUUCUCCUCAAACAGAGGUCGACUCGAACGAGUCGAACUCAGCAGCGAUAGAGGAGGAGGAGAGUCAUGGAGUUGAAGGAGGCGAGACCAGUGAAGACAGAUCUGGAAGUACAUCGGAAGAUUUAACGAAGAUCAGUUUGAGGAACUACGAUUCUGAAGGCCGAAUUUUAAGCGAUUUAGGAAACAAUCAGUUAACUGCAGAAGAAUUGCAGCCGAUUAGGAGAUCGAUUUCCAUGGAUUCAUCUUCUGCUUCGGUGAUUUACAAUGCUGUGAGUGGAAUUUUGGCUGAUAAAAAAUUACAACCUGGAAGCUUUGACUCUGAAAUGGCGAAAUUGAAGAUUGUGGGAAAGCGAAGCGGGAGUGGAAGUUCAAGCUUAUCGAAAUUCAUGAAGAGUUCUUCAGCGAGGUUGCAGAAGGGACCUAUUCCGAUGAAGAGAUCCUUAUCGUUCGCGUCGGCAAGAAGAACCAGCAACCAAGAUUUAAUUCUACCCCUUUGAGAGGCCAAGUUCCAGACGCUGUAAAAUCCCAAAUCAAGAAACCCGUUGCAUAUAUAAACAUAUAUAUAUACAUAUAUAGAGUACUGUGAAUCAGCCAGUUGGAGUCUUAAAGGGGGAGAUAGCAUAUGUACAGAGAAGAAGAAAGAGUUUGGAAUAUUUGAGCUGGUUUUCUAAUCUGGUAAAACUUGAGAAUCAACCAAUUUUAAUGUUUUGUUGCAGAAAACAAA